Molecule: messenger RNA, 2084 nt
Organism: Numida meleagris (helmeted guineafowl)
Lineage: Eukaryota; Metazoa; Chordata; Aves; Galliformes; Numididae
Gene: PDK1
Product: pyruvate dehydrogenase kinase 1
Exons: 11
Coding region: 144-1370 (408 amino acids)
Biological process (GO): protein phosphorylation; regulation of glucose metabolic process
Cellular component (GO): mitochondrion
Molecular function (GO): pyruvate dehydrogenase (acetyl-transferring) kinase activity
Source: RefSeq, a predicted model, not a curated record
CGGGAGGACGCGCGUCGCCUCGGGCACCUCCCCCGGCCGCGCGGCGGAGGAGGCCGCGGUGCGGGCAGGGGCCGGGGGAGCGAGCGCGGCGGGAAAUGGCGGCCGGGUCGAGCUGAGCCGAGCGGGGCCGCACGAGAGGCGCCAUGAGGCUGCUGCGCGCCCUGCUGCGCUGCGCCUCCCCGGGCAGCAUCCCGCAGCAGGUGGACUUCUACUCGCGCUUCUCCCCCUCGCCGCUCUCCAUGAAGCAGUUCCUGGACUUCGGAUCUGAAAAUGCUUGUGAAAAGACUUCAUUUAUGUUUCUGCGACAAGAGCUGCCUGUAAGAUUAGCAAACAUAAUGAAAGAAAUAAGCCUGCUUCCAGACAAUCUUCUCAGAACACCUUCAGUUCAGCUGGUGCAGAGCUGGUAUGUCCAAAGUCUUCAGGAGAUCCUUGACUUUAAAGACAAAAGUUCAGAAGAUUCAGGGGCUAUUCACAGUUUUACAGAUACUGUGAUAAAAAUACGCAAUCGACACAAUGAUGUAAUUCCUACUAUGGCUCAAGGAGUAAUAGAAUACAAGGAAAGCUUUGGCAUCGAUCCGGUGACCUCACAGAAUGUGCAGUAUUUUUUAGACCGUUUCUAUAUGAGUCGCAUUUCAAUUAGAAUGCUCCUUAAUCAACACUCUUUACUGUUUGGUGGGAAAAUUAAUCCAGCUCAUCCAAAACACAUUGGAAGCAUUGAUCCUAGCUGCAAUGUUGUUGGAGUUAUUAGAGACGGCUAUGAAAGCGCCAAGAGUCUUUGUGAUUUGUAUUAUAUGAGCUCUCCAGAACUCGUCCUUGAAGAGUUGAAUAUUAAAUCACCAGGACAGCCCAUGCAAGUGGUGUAUGUACCAUCCCACCUCUAUCACAUGGUUUUCGAACUUUUCAAGAAUGCAAUGAGAGCCACCAUGGAACAUAAUGCUGAUCGCUGCAUUUAUCCUCCGAUUCAUGUACACGUCACCUUGGGAAAUGAGGAUUUAACUGUUAAGAUGAGUGAUCGUGGUGGAGGAGUUCCUAUGAGGAAAAUUGACAGACUGUUCAACUAUAUGUAUUCAACAGCACCGCGUCCACGUGUUGAGACAUCCCGAGCUACCCCUUUGGCUGGAUUUGGUUAUGGCUUGCCCAUAUCACGUCUAUAUGCACAAUACUUUCAAGGAGACCUGAAACUCUAUUCCUUAGAAGGUUAUGGCACAGAUGCAGUUAUUUACAUAAAGGCCUUAUCAACAGAAUCAAUCGAAAGACUCCCUGUAUAUAAUAAAGCAGCCUGGAAACAUUAUAAAGCAAACCAUGAAGCAGAUGACUGGUGUGUGCCAAGCAGUGAGCCAAAGGACAUGACUACUUUUCGCAGUACAUAGCUUUUUGCUCUACAGUUCCUAAGAUGUAUGUUAUGUAAAGGGAAUUUGAAAGACCCUGGUUUAUGUCAAGAUGCUGAGCCACGUUUGAUCUGUGAAAAUCAUUUUAAGGGGAAUAACAAAGUUUAAAUCUAUUGCUUUCUUUCCUGGAAUUUAAGAAAAAAAUAAUAAGCUGUUCAUACUUUUUAAGAAGGUCAAUGCUUAAUUUGUUACACCUUCUAUUAAUGACUACUUUCUGUAGUUAAAUCACGGGAGCAGUACUUUCAAGUUUUAUAGAGACCAAUGUAACCUAUUUCAUAUCUACUGAGAAAUGUAUUAGGUGAUAUAAUUACAAAUUUUUUUAAAUGGGACUAUUGAAAAAGCUUGCCAGAGUAUUUUUCCAUUAUACAGUGUUGGAAGAUUAAUGAAACACUCAACUAAGAAAUAAUAAGGAGCUUAUUGCUGUACCUUUGCACCUGUGUGGCGCUUUCUAUUUCUUGACCUUAAGCAUGCUGAAGCCUAAUCUUGCAAAGUUAGAAAUAUUGCCUACACACUAUUCAUCUUUUUUUUCACAGCUUUAGAAACCACACGUAGGUCUCUAGGAAUAGUAAUUAAAAAAAAAAAUCAGUUCUAGCUGCUACCACUGGUAUAAUCUAUCUCAGGUAGGUGGUAUCAGUCAUAUUUCUUUGGUGGUAAUGUGAAUAUUUAAUGUGUGAUAAACUUACCUUUCCAUGAUCA